Molecule: messenger RNA, 5625 nt
Organism: Ostrea edulis (European flat oyster)
Lineage: Eukaryota; Metazoa; Mollusca; Bivalvia; Ostreida; Ostreidae
Product: mucin-19-like
Exons: 13
Coding region: 1-5625 (1874 amino acids)
Source: RefSeq, a predicted model, not a curated record
AUGGAAGCUACAACCACAACAGAAGCUGCAACCACAACUGAAACUGCUGCCACAACUUUAGCUGGAACCACAGGAGAAGAUACAACCACAACUGAAACUGCAACAAGAACAGAAACUGCAACCACGACAGAAGCUGCAACCACGACAGAAGCUGCAACCACAGGAGAAGAUACAACCACAACUGAAACUGCAACCAGAACAGAAACUGAAACCACGACAGAAGCUAAGCUGCUACCAGAACAGAAGCUAGAAGCUGCUACCACAACAGAAGCUGAUUCCACAACAGAAGCUACAACCACAACAGAAGCUGCUACAACAACUGAAACUUCAACUUCAACAGAAGCUGAUACAUCAACAGAAGCUGCAACCACAACUGAAGCUACUACUACAACAGAAACUGCAACCACAACAGAAGUUGUUACCACAACAGAAGCUACAACCACAACUGAAGCUUCAACUACAACAGAAGAAGCUGCACUUACAACUGAAGUUGCAACUACUACAGAAGCUGCAACUACAACAGUAGCGACCACCACAACAGAAGCGGUAACAACAGAAGCUGCAACAACAACGGAAGCUAAAACCACAACAGAAGCUGCAACCACAACUGAAACUGCUGCCACAACUUUAGCUGGAACCACAGGAGAAGAUACAACCACAACUGAAGCUGCAACCAGAAUAGAAACUGCAACCACGACAGAAGCUGCAACCACGACAGAAGCUGCAACCACAACAGAAACUGAAACCACAACAGAAACUGCUACCACAACAGAAGCUGCAACCACAACAGAAGAAGCUACCACAACAGAAGGUUCAACCACAACAGAAGGUGCAACCACAAAUGAAGCUGCAACCACAACAGAAAAAGCUGCAACUGCAACAGCUGCAACCACAAAUGAAAUUGCUUCCACAACUUUAGUUGGAACCACAGUAGAAGCUACAACCACAACUGAAGCUGCAACAAGAACAGAAAUUGGAACCACGACAGAAGCUGCUACUACAACAGAAGCUGCUACCACAGAAGAAGCUGCAACCACAACUGAAGCUUCAACGACAACAGAAACUGCAACUAUGACAGAAGCUGCAACUACAACAGAAACUGCAACUACAACAGAAGCUGAUACCACAAUCGAAGCUGCAAGCAAAACAGAAGCUGCAACCACAACAGAACCUUCUACCACAACAAAAGCUGCAACCACAACAGAAGCUGUAACCACAACAGAAACUACAACCACAACUGAAGAUGCAACUACAAUAGAAGCUGCAACCACAACUGAGGAUGCAACAACAACCGAAGCUAAAACUACAACUGAAGGAGCAACCACAACAGAAGCGGUAACAACAACGGAAACUGCAACAAGAACGGAAGCUGCAACAACAUUAGCUGCAACCACAACUGAAACAGCUACCACAACUGAAACAGCUGCCACAACUUUAGCUGCAACCACAGCAGAAGCUGCAACCACAACUGAAUCUUCAAUCAGAACAGAAACUGCAACCACGACAGAAGCUGCAACCACGACAGAAACUGCUACCACGACAGAAACUGCAACCACGACAGAACCUGCUACCACAACAGAAGCUCUGCAACCACAACAAGAAGCUGCUACCACAACAGAAGCUGAUUCCACAAUAGAAGCUACAACCACAAAAGAAGCUGCUACAACAACUGAAACUUCAACUUCAACAGAAGCUGAUACCUCAACAGAAGCUGCAACCACAACUGAAGCUACUACUACAACAGAAACUGCAACCACAACAGAAGCUGUUACCACAACAGAAGCUACAACAACAACUGAAGCUGCAACUACAACAGAAGAAGCUGCUACCACAACAGAAGCUGCAACUACAACAGCAGCUACCACCACAACAGAAGCGGUAACAACAGAAGCUGCAACAACAACGGAAGCUAAAACCACAACAGAAGCUGCAACCACAACUGAAACUGCUGCCACAACUUUAGCUGGAACCACAGGAGAAGAUACAACCACAACUGAAGCUGCAACCAGAACAGAAACUGCAACCACGACAGAAGCUGAAGCUACGUCCACAACAGAAGCUGCUACUACAAUAGAAGCUGCUACCACAACAGAAACUUCUACCACAACAGAAGCUCUAACCACAACAGAACCUGAAACCACAACAGAAGCUGCAACCACAACAGAAGAAGCUACCACAACAGAAGGUUCAACCACAACAGAAGCUGCUACCACAACAGAAGCUGCAACUGCAACAGCUGCAACCACAAAUGAAAUUGCUUCCACAACUUUAGUUGGAACCACAGUAGAAGCUACAACCACAACUGAAGCUGCAACAAGAACAGAAAUUGCAACCACGACAGAAGCUGCUACAACAACAGAACCUGAAACCACGACAGAUGCUGCUACAACAACAGAACCUGCAACGACAACAGAACCUGCAACCACAAUAGAAGCUGCAACCACAACAGAAGCUGCAACCACAACAGAAGUUACUACCACAACAGAAGCUGCAACCACAACAGAAACUGAAACCACAACAGAAACUGCUACCACAACAGAAGCUGCUACCACAACAGAAUCUGCAACCACAACAGAAGAAGCUACCUCAACAGAAGGUGCAACCACAAGAGAAGCUUCGACCACAACAGAAGCUGCUACUACAACAGAAGCUGCUACCACAGAAGAAGCUGCAACCACAACUGAAGCUUCAACGACAACAGAAACUGCAACUAUGACAGAAGCUGCAACUACAACAGAAACUGCAACUACAACAGAAGCUGAUACCACAAUUGAAGCUGCAAGCAAAACAGAAGCUGCAACCACAACAGAACCUGCUACCAUAACAAAAGCUGCAACCACAACAGAAGCUGAAACAGAAGCUGCAACUACAACAGAACUUGCAACCACAACAGAACCUUCUACCACAACAAAAGCUGCAACCACAACAGAAGCUGUAACCACAACAGAAACUACAACCACAACUGAAGAUGCAACUACAAUAGAAGCUGCAACCACAACUGAGGAUGCAACAACAACCGAAGCUAAAACUACAACUGAAGGAGCAACCACAACAGUAGCGGUAACAACAACAGAAACUGCAACAAGAACGGAAGCUUCAACAACAUUAGCUGCAACCACAACUGAAACAGCUACCACAACUGAAACAGCUGCCACAACUUUAGCUGCAACCACAGCAGAAGCUGCAACCACAACUGAAUCUUCAAUCAGAACAGAAACUGCAACCACGACAGAAGCUGCAACCACGACAGAAACUGCUACCACGACAGAAAAUGCAACCACGACAGAAACUGCAACCACGACAGAACCUGCAACCACAACAGAAGCUGCAACCACAACUGAAGCUGCAACCAGAACAGAAACUGCAACCACGACAGAAGCUGCUACAAGAACAGAACCUGAAACCACGACAGAAGCUGCUACAAGAACAGAACCUGCAACGACAAAAGAACCUGCAACGAGAACAGAAGCUAGAAGCUUUGACCACAACAGAAAAGCUGCAACCACAACAGAAACUGCAACUAUGACAGAAGCUUCAACUACAACAGCAACUGCAACUACAACAGAAGCUGAUACCACAAUCGAAGCUGCAAGCAAAACAGAAGCUGCAACCACAACAGAAGCUGCAACUACAAGAAAACCUGCUACCAUAACAAAAGCUGCAACCACAACAGAAGCUGAAACAGAAGCUGCAACUACAACAGAACUUGUAACCACAACAGAACCUUCUGGUACCACAACAGAAGCUGCACUUACAACUGAAGCUGCAACUACUACAGAAGCUGCUACCACAACAGAAGCUGCAACUACAACAGCAGCUACCACCACAACAGAAGCGGUAACAACAGAAGCUGCAACAACAACGGAAGCUAAAACCACAACAGAAGCUGCAACCACAACUGAAACUGCUGCCACAACUUUAGCUGGAACCACAGGAGAAGAUACAACCACAACUGAAGCUGCAACCAGAACAGAAACUGCAACCACGACAGAAGCUGUAACUACAACAGAAACUGCUACCACAACAGAAGCUGCUACCAAAACAGAACCUGCAACCACAACAGAAGCUGCAACCACAACAGAAGAAGCUACCACAACAGAAGGUGCAACCACAACAGAAGCUACGUCCACAACAGAAGCUGCUACUACAAUAGAAGCUGCUACCACAACAGAAACUUCUACCACAACAGAAGCUCUAACCACAACAGAACCUGAAACCACAACAGAAGCUGCAACCACAACAGAAGAAGCUACCACAACAGAAGGUUCAACCACAACAGAAGCUGCUACCACAACAGAAGCUGCAACUGCAACAGCUGCAACCACAAAUGAAAUUGCUUCCACAACUUUAGUUGGAACCACAGUAGAAGCUACAACCACAACUGAAGCUGCAACAAGAACAGAAAUUGCAACCACGACAGAAGCUGCUACAACAACAGAACCUGAAACCACGACAGAUGCUGCUACAACAACAGAACCUGCAACGACAACAGAACCUGCAACCACAAUAGAAGCUGCAACCACAACAGAAGCUGCAACCACAACAGAAGUUACUACCACAACAGAAGCUGCAACCACAACAGAAACUGAAACCACAACAGAAACUGCUACCACAACAGAAGCUGCUACCACAACAGAAUCUGCAACCACAACAGAAGAAGCUACCUCAACAGAAGGUGCAACCACAAGAGAAGCUUCGACCACAACAGAAGCUGCUACUACAACAGAAGCUGCUACCACAGAAGAAGCUGCAACCACAACUGAAGCUUCAACGACAACAGAAACUGCAACUAUGACAGAAGCUGCAACUACAACAGAAACUGCAACUACAACAGAAGCUGAUACCACAAUUGAAGCUGCAAGCAAAACAGAAGCUGCAACCACAACAGAACCUGCUACCAUAACAAAAGCUGCAACCACAACAGAAGCUGAAACAGAAGCUGCAACUACAACAGAACUUGCAACCACAACAGAACCUUCUACCACAACAAAAGCUGCAACCACAACAGAAGCUGUAACCACAACAGAAACUACAACCACAACUGAAGAUGCAACUACAAUAGAAGCUGCAACCACAACUGAGGAUGCAACAACAACCGAAGCUAAAACUACAACUGAAGGAGCAACCACAACAGUAGCGGUAACAACAACAGAAACUGCAACAAGAACGGAAGCUUCAACAACAUUAGCUGCAACCACAACUGAAACAGCUACCACAACUGAAACAGCUGCCACAACUUUAGCUGCAACCACAGCAGAAGCUGCAACCACAACUGAAUCUUCAAUCAGAACAGAAACUGCAACCACGACAGAAGCUGCAACCACGACAGAAACUGCUACCACGACAGAAAAUGCAACCACGACAGAAACUGCAACCACGACAGAACCUGCAACCACAACAGAAGCUGCAACCACAACUGAAGCUGCAACCAGAACAGAAACUGCAACCACGACAGAAGCUGCUACAAGAACAGAACCUGAAACCACGACAGAAGCUGCUACAAGAACAGAACCUGCAACGACAAAAGAACCUGCAACGAGAACAGAAGCUAAGAAGCUGCAACCACAACUGAAGCUUCAACGAGAAGAGAAACUGCAACCAUCACAGAAGCUGCAACCACGAUAG